Molecule: messenger RNA, 6527 nt
Organism: Cololabis saira (Pacific saury)
Lineage: Eukaryota; Metazoa; Chordata; Actinopteri; Beloniformes; Belonidae
Product: prostaglandin F2 receptor negative regulator-like
Source: RefSeq, a predicted model, not a curated record
GUCAGUGAAUUUCUGCAACUGGUUCCCACACCAGCACAUGCAUUAACGCUCCGGCCGUGCCAGUGUUGCUGCGUGGAAACAACUCUCCCCCCGGGACUACAUUCGGGACCAGGUUGCAGCUCGGGUCGGGCUGCACGGAGCCCGGACUUUUAUUAUUGGAUUGCCCCACAGCGGCGGGAGAGGACUGGAUUUACGGAUUUACCCCCAACCCCGGACAAAAGGGACCAGAUUGGGGAUUUAAAGAGGGGGGGAAACCCACCAGAGUGGACUAACAGAGGAGACAUGGAUCAUCUUCUCCUCACACUCGCCUUUGGUCUUUUAAUUCUCGGUAGGUGUUCAGCCCGCGUGGUGUCUGUGUCUCCUGGUCCGUUGGUGAGGGUGGAGGGUCAGCCGGUCUCCAUCAGGUGUGAUGUCAGGGAAUACGGUGGACCGCGUGAACAGGAUUUUGAAUGGGAGAUGUCCAGGGACCCGAACGGCGCCAAGACCAAAAUAAUCUCCACCUUCGACGUGGGAUACUCGGACGCGUCGUUCAGCAAGCGCAUCGCCUCCGGCGACAUCUCGGUGGUGCGGCUCCAGGACAACGAGGCGGAGCUGAAGAUCGCCGAGGCGAAGUCGCAGGACGCCGGUUUCUACUGGUGCCACACGCCGAGCACCGACGUGGUCAGCAGCGGCAACUACAACUCCCAGGUCCAGCUCACCGUCAUCCCCAACACCCUCAAGGUCUCCCCCCAGACUCCGCCUGCAGUGGUCCCAGAGGGCAGCGACCUCACGCUCUCCUGCAACGUGACCCGGGAGCUGGCCCAUCCCACCUACCUGUCCGUCAGCUGGUCGGUGAAGAAGGGCGCCACGUCGGAGGACAUCCUGACGUUCGGCCCUCAGGGGGACGUGGUCACGGGCGCCAAGUACGCCCGGCGUUACGCGGGGGGAAUCCGACUGGUUCCUGGCAGGAAUGGAGUGUUUGAGCUGGUGAUCUCCAGGGUGACGACGUCUGACGACGGCGUUUACGAAUGCAACGGGACGGAAUGGACGCAUGAAAGAGGAGGGAAGUGGAUUAAAAUCGUGGAGAGUAAAAAAGAGAUGGGGACUGUUGCCAUCACUCCUACAGGCCAUUCCCUCAGCGUGAAGGCUUCAUCUCCCUCCUCCUCUCCCUCCCCCACGUCGGUGCUCCUCUCCCCCGCCGAGACGCUCACCCUGCUCUGCUCGGUGGCGGCCGACAACCUGCCCGCCCUGGCGCUGGAAGUCACCUGGCUGGCGGACGGCCGCGAAAUCAUCACCAUGGAGCGCGGCGGGGUGGUGAGCUCCAACGCGUCCAGCGCGGCGGGAGGAGGAGCAGGAGGAGCGCGGGGGAAGCGGGGGCAGGCCAGCCUGGAGAAAACCGGAGCCAAAGAGUACAGGCUGGGGGUGAGGGGGGCGAGCGGCGAGGACGGAGGGCUGUACACCUGCCGGGUCAGAGCCUUCAUCGAGAAAGGAGGACGCAGCGCAGGAGGAGGCGGACGGUGGCACAUGGCGGCGGAGAAGACGUCCAGCCCCGUGACCGUCAAGGUCUCCGAGAUCAAGCCGAGCUUCACGCUGGCCCUGGAGGCCGCUGUGAAGCCCCAGAUGACAGCUGAACCAACAGAACUGGCCUGUCAUGUGACCAACAUCACCCAGCUGCCGCCAGGCGGCCGGCUGGGCGUCAGCUGGGAGCACACCACACUUCCUGGUAUUGGCGAUGAUCCUCAGACCUCGCGGCUCAUUGGCUCCUUGGAUGGCAACGGCAACCUGUUGCCAGGGGCAACGUAUGACGACCGGCUGAUGAGCGGAGCGGUGUCUCUGAGCAGAGUCCAACCCAACACGUUUAAGCUGCGAUUUCUCCGCACGCAGGAGAUCGACAUGGGCCAGUACGCGUGCAGCGUCUCUUCCUGGAGUGUCGGCAGCCAAGGAGACAUGGUGAAGACCUCGGAGCAGCAGAGCUCACCGCUGACUGUACGCUGGGACACCAAAAGUCCGGUUCUGAACGUCAUCGCCAAGCGGGUCCGCGAGGCCUCGGUGGGCGGGGCCACCUUUGAGAUGAGCUGCAGCGUGAGCACGGAAAACCUCGGGGAGGUGAGCUACUCGGUCCUGGUCCAGACGCAGGACAGCUUGCAGGGCAACGUCAAAACCAUCAUGACCCUCAGUCCCGACAACGUGGUGCAGCAUGGAGGAGCCACCGACCCCAACCGGAGAGACAACCUGGUUCUGACCAAGUCCGGUCCGGCCGAGUUCCAGUUCCGGCUGGCGGGCGUGCAGCUGUCUGAUAGAGGCUACUACUGGUGCGACAUCAGCGCCUGGACUAAACAGCAGCCGGGACAGACGUGGACCAAAGCCAUCAGCUCGGAGUCCAACAAAGUCAGGAUCGACUUUCAGGAGAACGGCCCAUCCUUCUCCAUCACCAUCGACGCCGACACCAACAGUGUUUUUCCGUGGGAAACGGCCAAGAUGGAGUGUUUGCUCAGCGUCUCUGGAUCCUCACCAAAGACAGACGACCUGGCGUACGAGGUGAGCUGGUAUUUCACCAAACUGCGUGGGAGUCAGACGCCCAUCCAGGUCGCCAGCCUGGACCGCUUCGGCGUGCUGAGGAAGUCCGACCGGAACUCGUCCAGUGACGUUUCGAUAGAGCGGAAAAGCACGCACAGCUACAUGUUGGGCAUUUACGGCACCCAGGACAGCGACUCCGGCGAGUAUCACUGUAUCGCCACUCCCUGGUACCUGUCGGCAUCCACGGGAGCCUGGACCGAAGCCGGAGAGCUGACGUCGGGGAGGGUCUUCCUCACCGUCAAGUUUGCUGUGUGGGACUCCCUAAAGUUACCUCUCCUAUACGGUGCAUCAGCCUCACUGGGUGUGGGCCUCUUCUCCCUGGUCCUGGGUCUGGUGUGCGCCCACUGCUGCUGCCGCAACACCUCACACACUCCACGCUCGCGCAACAAACUGAUGGAUCUGGAGAUGGACUGACAAACACUUUCCCCCGCACCGACACACUGCAGCGCCCACAAGAAGCACCACAUGAACAACCGGCACGCGUCCAUCGACGACUUCUGGGACACCCAGCUGUUCGCGGGGGACGGCCGCUGGGACUAGGACGACGUGGGAAACCUCGCCCACCAGUCCCAGUGCUUUUUAAAAGGGUGCUCAGGACUUCCCAGCUCUGCAGUGGAGGUGUAGGGGUCUUCCACACUCACAUGUGGAGAAAUAGCCUUUCAGACUUCUGUUUCUGUGAAGAAAUCCGUGGCGCUUUUUAGUGAAUUCUUUUGCAGCCAGAUUUGUUCCCUGUUAAGUUUGCAGCCUUGUCUCUGAGGAAUCUGGAGCUUUUGAGAUGUCACUGCCAACCGGGGAAUAAAGGACCUCUAAACAGAACGGCUGCCUCUCUAAUCUUUAGGAAUAACAAAUGAAGCACUCUGGCCAGAAUAUUUUUCUUUUCUUUUUUUUUUUUUUUUUUUGCUUUCGUCUGAUGCCAAGACUCGCUGCGAAGUGCAACCUCUCUUUGGAUCUGAUAGCAAUCGGGACUUUCAGUGCGAAUCUGGAACAAGUUGAGGGUUGGACAUUGUCUGCACGGACUAAACGACACCUUGACACAAUCUGAAGUUGGAAACAUCUGCUGAUGGUGCAAAGGAGCGUUUGAACGUUCCCUCCGUCACAGAGGAGUGAACACAAGGUUCCUCUUGGACAGAUAAGCGCGUCGUGAGCUUUCCACAUGAGAAGUAUUGCACCUCAAGAGUAUUCUCACCUUAGCAAGAUGGUGAUGACCUUUAUUCUCAACUCUAGUUUUUUGAAAAUUUAAAGAGAUUUUAAAAAAAGAGACAUUUUUAAGCUUUACAGGAUGAGAUAUGCAGUUAGUGUGUUUGUGUGUGUGAGCUAUACUGUACAUGGUGCCAAUAAUAUUUGAACUUCACGGAGUGUGCUCGGUUCAUUUAGCCAGACCAACACUUGAACUGCCUCUCAAAGUGGCGACAGCAAGCACUCUUCUUUUAUAAAUAGUCAAAUAUAUCCAGCUGUUAUUUUUGCCUGAGUCUUGUAUGUGUGUGUGCGUGUGUGUAUGUGUGUUUUUCGUACACUGUGCGAGUGCUGUGAGACGAGGGAUUGCAUGUACUGUUAUGUUUUGUUUUUUUAAACGGUAUGAUGUCAUUCACGAGCAACACAAGUUUUCUUUGUUGACAUCAAAGCCUCCGACAUCCACAUAUAAAAAACUGAGCUGUCACUUUGCUAAUGUUCACUCUUUUAGUGCUCACGCUGUGAGCCAGUGAUGCUUUUUUUUUUUUUCGCUUUUUUUUUUUCUUCUUUUUUUCUGUUUCAGGGUGGUGCUGCGACAAAUUCGAUUACUUCCUUGACUUGCAGUUGGAGUUUUUGUGCUUAAGUGUGCAUGUUUGUCCGUUUUUAAAGGUGUAGUUUGGGAAACGUGCGUAGUCGGGAGCGUAGCUCCUUGCUAAGCGCAUCUGUCGUCACGCAGCGCGAUGUGAAAGCACUUCCAUGAAACUGUUUGACUUCCGUACUAAUCGCUCUUCACUUACAUUUCCACCCACUGAACAUAAACGAGACUGUGAAAAUGUCAAUUGCCAAAACGCUCUUUUAUUUUGCGGUUAUUUUUAGCUAGGCUAAGGCUUCAGCAGUAUUUGACAAACAUCUCUCCAUAAAUAUUAAGCUCUUCCUAUUAUACUGCCAACUAUUUGACAAGGGAUCGAAUUUCGACAGUGUUUUAAAAAUUUGACCCUUAAAAAACCUUCUAAUUUUUAAUUCGCCAUGUUUUGUCGUCUCUGAGUCCUUGCACGCUGGCUCACAUUACCAUCCCAGUUUAUACUGCAUUUAAUUUGGGGCAAAAUAAAAUAGUUUGAAAUCACUGAACCGAAAAAAAUAUUAAAGGGACAUAUUGUUGAGGAAAUAAAAUAAACGUAACUUUAAAUUUUAACAACUCUAACAUAAAACGACCUCGUCGCUGUGUUUGAGGCUCCAAGUCUGAAAAAAUGUCCUUUGGUGAGUCGUUCAGACUUGCUUCCCAUGUUUGCACGUUCAUGCUGCAUUUGGUGCACCGCGACGUGGGAGAUAUACAUUUAUACCACAGCUUUUACUAGAGGCUCAGCAGACGUGCGUUGCAGUCAAGUGGCGUCCGACUCCGCCCUCUCAAACCAGCUGCUUUGACCCGAGCUGUGAAGGCCUGGCUGAACGGCAAUAUGGCACUAUACAGUAUUUAUGUAACAUAUUGGCCAAGGUACAUCGCACACAUUUCAUUAAGACGUAAGGAAACUGCAUCAUCAACUCUUUUUUUUUUUUUUUUAUCAUAUUCAUGAAGUUUAACCUUGUGGGCAAAAGCUUUUGCAAUUCUUUCCAACCCUUGUUGAAAACUGAGCCCCAAGAAUAGUUUCAAUCAAGCAAUUGUGUGUUUCGCUGAAUUCGCUUGUUGAAAUGUAUAAAAUCGAUUGCUUUACACAAAUUGACUAAGUCACAUGGGAGAGUUCAUAACGAGGCAUUUUCUUGCAGAGCCCUGGAGGGAAGAACUUAUUCCUGGUUGUAUUCAUUUAUGUUUUUCCUAAUAAUAGAUGCGAUGUCAUCCAGAAAUCGCCUACCCUGCCUUUAAUUUCUGGAAAUGGCCAAAACUUGAUUCAUGUAUUGUUUUGAAUUAGUGUAAAACAAUGGCAAGUGUUGAUUUCUUGGGUGUCUAGCACAAACUUCUGUUAAGUCCAAUGAAAAAUGACUGAGGCUGAAAAUUUAAAAAAAAAGAAAAAAAUGGAAAAUUUGCAGACCAAACUGCAGGAAAUUGCCUUUUUGGAGUAUAGCUUUUGCUUUUUUUUCCUCCCAUUUUAAUCAGGAUAAUACUUAACAGAUUUUAUUUUUAUUUUCUAAACAACCCAUUACAUAACUGGGAGGGUUGAGUGUGCUGACAUGUAAGCACUCCGGCUGCAAUCGUUAAAAAAAUGGCUCAUCUUUUCAUCUAGAUAACAAAAAUGUGAAAAAUCUAAGAUGACAGGUUGAAAGUUGUUUUUGUUUGUUUUUGCAAGUCGGUGAACUCGUGGUGACUUGUUUAUCAUGCCGACUGCUGCAUGAACGUGCAUUCACAGUUUCAUCAACAACACAAAGUGAACAUGUCAGCAUCUAAACCCAGCAGGAUCCAGACUGUGCUCCCUCUGAAGGAAGUGGGUUUAAUUAGGGUUUUGUUUGGUGUGUUUGACAGUUUAAAGGGAAUAUUAAACAAGUAUUUAAGAGCAAUAAUAAGGCUGUGUUUGGGUCACAGCUCACAGAGUGCCGUACCGACUUAAAUCCAUAAUCAGAUCGACAAGGCUGUUCCUGGAUACAGAAAAGGAUCCUGGAUCAGCUCAUAAUUUCUGUUCUUAUACAGAAAAAUAACGGCACUCUGUGCCAAAUGCUGUCGCCAGUAAACCACACAAGGUAUCACCGAUGCACACCACUGAAAGUGUCACUGCAAGGCUUCCCCAAUGUCUUUUUUUUCGUGUGUUUUUACUCCAAUUAGAAUGAUGAAUCAUGAUGUUUUCUUUUUUUAAUAAAUAGAUCUGUGAGAUGUA